Hydatigera taeniaeformis is the source of this 888-nucleotide messenger RNA. The record is from the annotation of a GenBank genome assembly. Lineage: Eukaryota; Metazoa; Platyhelminthes; Cestoda; Cyclophyllidea; Taeniidae.
AUGACUCUCAACAUCACGUUUCCACGAGAAUCAGUGACUAGACAAGUUGUCAUUCUGCAGGUGGUGCGACGCAACGGAUUAAUAAGGUGCAAUAAACUGUUCCUCUAUCCUGGCAUUUCAGGCCAUCAAAUGCAUCUCAUUAAGUACGACCAAACCCAAUGCAUGCGGCUGCUCGAGGGUCUACGGCCGAAGAUCAACUUAGCCAAGAUUUGGCACGCCUACUUUGCGUUUCAUCGUUACUUUGUGGCGACCCUAUCAACUGAGGCGGAAGUGAAGGCACGCAACCAACAGCAACAAGGAACUGAAAAUAUUUUGGACUCCCUUUCGGGUCUGUCCCUGCACAAAUCUACAGAGCAUCAAAUGCCAACCGCUUCGUCAAGCGCAGACAGCGUCGCCACCCAAUGUCCUCCAAUUUCAGGGGAGAUCGACAACAAAGCCUCAUUUCGUCAUGGCCGGGUGUCAAUUCCAUUUAGUAAUUUAAUGCGCAAUUUUACCUCCACCGUUGCAUGGCGGGCGCUGUGCGCAGCAGUGGAUUCGCCCGACAUCAUACAAGUUUGUUCACAUGGCGACGCGGAUAUAAUCUCGCCUGCAGAAAUGCAAAGCCUUGAGAAGACCUUAGCUUCUGCCUCCAAAUUUCGUACUGAAUGCAUGGACAGUGCAACGCCUUCGCCUGUGCCCUAUCAUCGGCGUCUUUUGCGGGAAAUACUGAAGCCUGUUGGUAUAGACUGGAAGGCCCUAACCACGCCUGCUCUGCUGCCACUCACUACGGAUUACUUUCCAGAGGCUUCAAGCCUUCUAGGCGAGGAGUACAUGAUCCAUGAAUACCGAAUUGUUCUCAUCACCAUUUCUGAUAAGGAGUGGAAUCUCCACUUUGGCCAGUUCAUUUAG